AUGAUUAAGCUUCUUGGUUCCAAUCCAUGGCAUGGCAAUGCCAUUUCUGGGGUUCUUCGGACACUAUUUUACUCAACUGAGGCCCUGGCCUCCUGUUCACCCCCAUUUGAAACUCUGUACCAUAGAAUUUCCCGGGCUGGAAACCCUAGGGUUUCCAUUGUCCCAGUGCUCGAUCAGUGGAUCGAAGAAGGGAGAGACGUCAAUAAAUCAGAGCUCCAAAGUUUCGUCAAGAUGCUCCGCAAAUAUCGCCGCUACAGCCACGCUCUUCAGAUUUCAGAAUGGAUGAGUGAUGCAAGGAACCAUGAUCUAUCUCCUGGAGACAUCGCGAUUCGGCUAGAUUUGAUCUCGAAAGUUUGUGGCCUAGAACAAGCUGAGAUGUAUUUUAAUAGCCUCCCAGACCCAUUGAGAAAUUUCAAAGUGUAUGGUGCUCUUUUAUUCUGCUCUGUAGAGCAUAAAUCUUUGGAAAAGGCUGAGAAUCUUUUUGAGAAGAUGAAGGAGUUAGGUUAUGUGAAAGGAGCAUUGCCUUAUAAUGUUAUGUUAACCCUCUAUUCGCAGUUGGGUCAACAUGAAAAACUAGAUAUUCUGGUCAAAGAGAUGGAAGAAAAAGUUAUUGAUUAUGACAGCUUCACAUUGAAGAUUCAGUUGAACUUGUAUGCAAACACUUCUGACAUAGACAGAAUGGAGAAGCUUUUAAUGAAGAUAGAAGCUGAUCCUUUGGUCACAGUAGACUGGAAUGGUUAUGUUGUUGCAGCGAAAGGGUUCUUGAAAGCUGGCUUAUUGGAGAAGGCAUCAUCAAUGCUUAGGCGAUCCGAGCAACUUGUUAGCAAUCAAACAAGGACACUUGCUUAUGAAAUCUUCCUCAGUUUAUACGCUGCUAUUGGGAAUAAAGAGGAGGUUUAUCGUAUUUGGAAUAUGUACAAAUUUAUGGCCAGAUUUAAAAAUUCCGGCUAUCUUUGUAUGUUAAGUUCAUUAGUGAAGCUGGAUGACAUUGAUGGUGCUGAGAUGAUCGUGGAGGAAUGGGACUCUGGGGCAAAGUUCUUUGACAUUCGAAUUCCCAACUUUCUGAUCACUACUUACUGCAAGAAAGGUCUUUUGGUGAAGGCUGAAUCAUAUAUAAAUAAGCUUGAAGAGAGCGGAAAGCCACUGGAUGCAAGCACAUGGACUCGUUUGGCGGCCGGUUAUCAUAUGCAUGGUCAGAUGGCGAAGGCAGUGGAAACAAUGAAAAGGGCAAUAUUGGCAAGUCAACCAGGAUGGGAGUUGAAUCAUUUAAUUUUGGCUGCAUGUCUUGAGUACUUGAAAGAGAAGGGAAAUUUGGAAGUUGCACACGAGCUUCUGAGUUUAAUUAGAGAAAGGGAUCAUUUUUCAGAAGAAUUGUGUGAUAAAUUAGAAAAGUAUAUUAUUUAG
Messenger RNA from Prunus armeniaca (apricot), 1404 nucleotides. The record is from the annotation of a GenBank genome assembly. NCBI's taxonomy places the organism in Eukaryota, Viridiplantae, Streptophyta, Magnoliopsida, Rosales, Rosaceae.